Messenger RNA from Ochlerotatus camptorhynchus, 1447 nucleotides. RefSeq lists its product as uncharacterized. NCBI's taxonomy places the organism in Eukaryota, Metazoa, Arthropoda, Insecta, Diptera, Culicidae. The record is from RefSeq and is a predicted model, not a curated record. Bases 116 to 1384 code for a protein of 422 amino acids. The transcript is spliced from 4 exons.
UCAUCCAUAGCAGAAGUUUGAUUUACUUUAUGGUUUUGAACGGCGGUAUAAUAUUUAUUUAUCAACAUUUGGAGUGUCGCUGAAAAGUGAAUGGUCAAUAUUAAGGAAAGUGUUAAUGAGAAUGAAUAUCACUGUGUUGGCCGUGUUGGUGAUAUUUUCCGCCUUGGAAGUGUACGGUGCAGACGAUGACUUCAAUAUCGAUGUGAAGCAGAAAAAUGCCGAGGUUUAUCAUGAGCAAAGUGCAAAAAACAAUGAAUUCAAUUAUGGCUAUCAGGUGGAAAAAGAAAAUAGUCAAUUUCAACACAAAGUGAAAGGACCGGAUGAUGUCACGUACGGUUGUUACGGUUACAUUGAUCCGAAUAACGAGAAACACUUGGUAUAUUACGUAGCAGAUCGGUUAGGAUACAGAUUGGUUCCCCCGAAUCAACCAACGAAAAUUUUUACCGAAAGAGUUGCUAGCAGCAUAAAUAAAUUAAACAUUGAUUUAAAAGAUAAAAAAGUGAAUGAACAAGUGGUAGCAUGGAACGAUCUAUAUCUACCUGAUUCUUGUCGCAGAUUGGAUGAGAUACUGACCAUAACAACGCCUCCGACGCAGUCGGGUAAAAUCAACUCAACAGAUUCACUUAGUCUUUUCAAUCAGACAAAAAAUGUGCAUCUGUCGCCAAACACACCGAAUAUUGCUACAAUAGGACCAACUUCAAGAACAAUCCCACCGAAUAUGCAUAGCUCAUCUACAACAGAGUCAAAUAAAUUAACCAGAACAGAUUCUCGAACACUCACGUCGAGAACACAAGGCUUAUUUACAACUGAGUCAGUUAAAUUUGCAAAUGAUGUUCCUCCAACAACCACAGGAGAUAGAGAUAGUUAUCUUCACACGAAACCAUCCAUUGUCGCAUCAACAGCAGAUAACAAUUUCGAUCAAGGUGCAAAACACCCGAUAACUUCGAAAACAUCAACCCGGAUGGAUGGCCCGGAAGGCUACACAUAUGCAACGCCAAAAAAUCCUCUACCAGAUUGCCAACAGCAGAAUUCACCAGUUCUCGGUCAAUACAACGGAUUUGUUUAUCCAAUUCACGGCGAAUGCAGUACGUCGGAGUAUAAUGUUAAUCAAUUGAUGAUUCAAAUGGAAGCAGUCAACAAGCAAGUUUUGGAACUGACCGCAAACAUACGUGCCCUGCAGCAAAACAACUUGACCUCUUCGACGCCCGAAGAUUCCGCUUGCCGCCAGUGGCUCACCCGCCAACAGUUUCCAUUGCUGAUAUACGUUCCAAUCCUGCUUCCCUACCUUGGUGGCGAUUUCGACUCCGGUAGAAGUCAACAAAGCUUCAAAAACCCCGCGAGUUACGCGUUCCAGAAGAUGUGUGAAGAUUGCAUAAAUAAAUAAUUAUAACACUUGAUUUAGACCUUUGCGCACUGAUCUAUAGAUAUUUCAAGAGGCUUUUUUGUA